Jaculus jaculus (lesser Egyptian jerboa) is the source of this 671-nucleotide messenger RNA. It is a transcript of the gene Morn5, whose product is annotated as MORN repeat containing 5. The record is from RefSeq and is a predicted model, not a curated record. The transcript is spliced from 5 exons. The coding region runs from base 41 to 559 and encodes 172 amino acids. NCBI's taxonomy places the organism in Eukaryota, Metazoa, Chordata, Mammalia, Rodentia, Dipodidae.
GAGGCUGGUACCUAACGUCUGGAAGCUAGUAGCGGGCGCCAUGCAGUACACUGGGAGCGAGUAUAUUGGGGAAUAUGUAGACGGGAGGAUGGAGGGCAGUGCUGAAUACAUCUUCCCUACUGAAACAAGAUAUGUUGGAGAGAUGAAGGAUGGCAUGUUUCACGGCGAAGGAACCCUGUACUUCCCCUGCGGAAGCCGAUUUGACGCCAUCUGGGAGAAAGGAUUAGUGAUUCAGGGCAACUAUACCUUUGCCGACGGGCUCCAGUACCAAGAUAAGCACUGGCAUUACUGUGACAGCUAUGACCGGAGGUUUUUUACCGAAAUCUGCCACGGCCUGAGAAUUUCAGAUUUUGCUCAACUGACCAAUAUGGACCCACCUAGAAAAGUUCCCCCAGGCUGUUAUGACUGUGGAGAUGGCUUUUACAACCCCAUGACAAGGAUCAUCAAGGACUACAAGGGCCGCUUUCUGAGGAAUGCAGAUGAUGACGAGCAUGAGUGGAUUGUCAGGACCUGCCGUAAAGGCUGGGAGGAGCCUGUGGUUCAAAAGCCCAAGCCAUGAACUCCUCAGCGUGCCAAUGCCACCUCCACCCGAGGUUUCCCUCUGCCCUACUGGCACUGGACAGCCAGGGAACAAACUUCAGUUUGGCUCCAGAAUAAAUGCUACUUGCUCU